Messenger RNA from Physella acuta, 5184 nucleotides. Its product is annotated as protein argonaute-2. The record is from RefSeq and is a predicted model, not a curated record. Lineage: Eukaryota; Metazoa; Mollusca; Gastropoda; Physidae. Gene Ontology annotation, molecular function: RNA binding; protein binding.
CCAUCGACGGAAGGGAACCCGAACCACAACAUAUUCACCGCCAUGAAUAUUUUUACUCGGCGGUAGGGUAGAAUAACUAUUUUUUAAUUCGAUCCAUUUUGAUUGGAUUCAGAUUAAGGAAACUAAGAAAUAUGUUUCCUAUACAACCAGGUCAUGGUGGCAGCUUUGGGCAGCCCCAAGCUGGUGAGUCUUCCAUGUUUUCCUACACUCAUUUCAAAAGUGAAGAUGAUGAUUUCAGAAAUUACCAGUUAGGACUGUAUAGAUUUGGCAUGAACUAUUAUGGCCAAGGUUUGCCGCCCUCUUUCUUGGGACCGCACUUGGGCAAUGGUCAGCCCGGUCUACAUUUUCCAUUUUCACAAUUACCACAAGAUGUUCCACCUCCACCAGUAACAAACCCUAUUGGCCCACCGGAACAACCACCACCUUCAUUUGGACCAGCACCAAUAGAAAGCUUUACCACCCCCAUAACCCCAUUAGCUGAUUUUACAUCUCCACCUAGACCAAACACAGGCACAGAGGGCAGGACCAUUUCACUUAGAGCAAAUCACUUUCAAGUGCGAGUUCCUAAAGGUAUCAUCCAUCAUUAUGAGGUGAAUAUAUCACCAGAUAAAUGUCCAAGAAGAGUAAACAGAGAGAUCAUUGACACUAUGGUGACUGCUUACCAACAAAAAAUCUUCCAGGGUCAGAAGCCAGUGUUUGAUGGAAGGAAAAAUCUUUAUAGCAGAGAGGCGCUUCCCAUAGGUUCAGAAAAGGUUGAACUAGAAGUUACCUUGCCUGGGGAAGGAAGAGAUAGAGUUUUUAAAGUUGGAAUCAGAUUUGUGGGCCAGGUCAGCCUGUUUGCCCUGGAGGAGGCACUGGAGGGACGCACAAGACAAAUUCCAAUGGAUGCAAUCCAAGCGCUGGAUGUUGUCAUGAGACACUUGCCUAGUAAAACAUACACGCCAGUUGGUCGUUCCUUUUUCUCACCCCCUGAAGGCUAUGAUCAUCCUCUUGGUGGCGGUAGAGAAGUUUGGUUUGGUUUCCAUCAGUCUGUCCGGCCUUCACACUGGAAAAUGAUGCUUAAUAUUGAUGUUUCUGCCACUGCCUUUUAUAAAGAACAACCAGUUAUAGAGUUUAUGUGUGAAGUGCUUGACUUGCCAGAUAUUGGGGAGCAGAAAAGACCAUUAGCUGAUUCUCAAAGAGUUAAAUUUACCAAAGAAAUCAAAGGUCUUAAAGUUGAAAUCACACAUUGUGGAACUAUGAGACGCAAAUACAGAGUAUGCAAUGUUACUAGAAGACCUGCUCAAACUCAGUCAUUCCCUCUGCAACUCCAAUCUGGUCAAACAAUAGAAUGUACAGUAGCAAGAUAUUUUAUGGAACGUUACAAAAUGAAAUUACAACACCCUCAUCUACCCUGCUUACAAGUAGGCCAGGAACAAAAGCACACAUAUCUACCACUUGAGGUAUGCAACAUUGUUGGUGGUCAGCGCUGCAUUAAAAAACUGACUGAUAUGCAAACUUCCACUAUGAUCAAGGCUACAGCAAGAUCUGCUCCUGAUCGAGAAAAAGAAAUUAAUAACUUGGUUACCAAAGCUGACUUCAAUAAUGACGUCUACCUCAAGACGUUUGGUAUAUGUGUCAAUUACGACAUGACUGAGCUAAAAGGGCGUGUCCUGCCAGCCCCCAAGUUGCAGUAUGGUGGCCGGAUCCGUAAAGCAAAUUUCAAUGCGGACCCUUAUCUUCAAACAUUUGGCAUCAGUAUUCACACACAAAUGAUGGAUGUGACUGGCAGAGUCUUAAAUGCUCCCAAAUUGCAAUAUGGUGGAAGGACAAAAGCGCAAGCUAUUCCAAAUCAAGGUGUAUGGGAUAUGAGAGGAAAACAGUUUUAUCAAGGUAUUGAAAUCCGAGUUUGGGCCAUAGCUUGUUUUGCCCCCCAGAGAACAGUCAGAGAGGAUGCCCUAAGAAACUUUACACAGCAGCUACAGAGGAUCUCCAAUGAUGCAGGCAUGCCAAUUAUGGGUCAGCCUUGUUUUUGCAAGUACGCAACUGGACCAGAUCAAGUGGAGCCUAUGUUUCGAUAUUUGAAGAACACUUAUCAAGGGCUGCAACUCAUUGUGGUUGUUUUACCUGGCAAGACACCUGUAUAUGCUGAAGUAAAGAGAGUUGGUGACAUCUGUUUUGGUUUAGCUACCCAGUGUGUACAAGCUAAAAAUGUGAACAAAACCACCCCACAAACAUUGUCCAACCUCUGCCUUAAGAUCAACGUCAAGCUAGGAGGGGUCAACAGUAUAUUAGUGCCCAGUAUCAGGCCUCAUGUUUUCCGUGAGCCAAUCAUAUUCCUUGGUGCUGAUGUGACUCAUCCUCCAGCAGGAGACACACUGAAACCUUCUAUAGCAGCUGUUGUAGGUAGCAUGGAUGCACACCCUAGUCGAUACUCUGCCACAGUGCGUGUUCAAGAACAUAGGCAGGAGAUUAUUCGAGACCUUGCCACAAUGGUCAAGGAGCUCCUUAUCCAAUUUUAUCGCUCAACUAGAUUCAAACCCACCCGUAUCAUUUUUUAUCGUGAUGGAGUCAGUGAAGGCCAAUUUAGUACGGUGCUAAGCCAUGAACUGCGUGCAGUGAGAGAAGCAUGCAUGAAGCUUGAGGUUGACUACCAGCCUGGUAUAACAUUUAUUGUUGUACAGAAACGCCACCACACACGCCUUUUUUGUGCUGACCGUAGGGACCAAACUGGUCGCAGUGGAAACAUCCCUGCAGGGACCACUGUCGACCAGGGAAUCACCCACCCAACAGAGUUUGACUUUUAUCUCUGUUCUCAUGCUGGAAUUCAGGGCACAAGUCGUCCAUCUCAUUACCAUGUACUGUGGGAUGACAACCGCUUUGGUGCCGAUGAACUCCAGAUUCUGACAUAUCAGUUGUGCCAUACUUAUGUUCGUUGUACCCGUUCUGUAUCCAUCCCUGCUCCUGCCUACUAUGCUCAUCUGGUAGCUUUCAGAGCAAGAUACCAUCUAGUUGAAAAGGAACAUGACAGUGAUGACCUAUUUUCCAGUGGCGAAGGUAGCAGACACUCAGACAACAGCGAGGACCGUAACCCACUCUACCUGGCGCGAGCAGUGACAGUCCAUCCAGACACAUGUAGGGUGAUGUACUUCGCCUAACAGACAAGAACAUGUUUAUGUUUGUAUGAAUGUUGGGAAAUUUAAGCAAUAGAAAGAACAUUUUAGAAUUGCAUGAAUAAUUUUAUCUUAGAUUUUAUAUGCUGGUAUGAGUGCAAAAGAAAAUUGUUAAUAUAAUGAUAAAAAGACGAAUAAUUUAUUUACUCUAUUCUUAGAAAAAGUUUUUUUCAAGAAGUUAACUCUAAAGUAUUUUUUGCCUUGUUUGUAUACAAGUGCAGCAAAUGUGAGGCAAUGUAGAAUAAAGUUUUCUUUAUUAAUUUGACAUCUAUUAGACUUGCUAGUCUUGUUUGGUCACAUUCAUUGAAUCUAGUUUGUUGCUCCACUUUUUUGGUGUGUCUCUUUUUGUCCAUCUCUUUGUGACAUUUGCAAUUCUCAAUUUUGCCUUGACUCGUUAUUUUCAUUGUUGGUCUCAAUUACCACAUAUGUAGUGAAAUCAUUUUUAUCCUGUUUUAACAUGUAUGCUGUUUAAUUUUAGCUGUCAUUUACUGUAAUACUGUUGAUUUUUUUUUUGGGACAUGGAACAAUAUUUAUAUAUAUUUUUUGAAUGUUUUGCUUCCCAUGUUAGAAAUCAUUUUAUCAAGUACCAAAAAAUUCCUGAUAGUGCUGUUUUUUAAACAUGGAUAGUGAAUGAACAAUUUCUUCUUUACAUUAUAUUUCCUAACUUUUGCAUUAAAGAUCAAAAGAUUACUACACUGUCUCUUUUUCAUGAAAAUAUGAAAUCCCUUUUUAUUGCAAAACCUAAUAUAGCUAGUGAAUCACAGUACCCCUACUCCAAAGGUUUUGUAAACUCUUAGUUAUUCCAUAGUCUUUCUGUGAUUUGAUUACCAAAACUCCAUUAAGAAAACCACCAGAUUUUCUAAUCUUUUUGUAUGUAUAAUUUCUUUUUAUUAUAACAAUCAUAAGAAUGAAAUUUGUUUAUCCCAUCAAGUAAAUCCUCCCCAAUAAUUGGCAUAAAAAAAUGACCAACUUACUUGUAUUUAUUUGUAGAGCUUAUUGAUUUAAAAAACUCCAUUUCUCAAUGUUAUUUUGAGCACCAACAAAAUAUCAAUCAAAGAGAGAAGAGCAAAGUGUCAUUGGUCUAUUGUUCUUUUUCUUAACCACUUAACAAUUUUUCAAAAAAAAAUUCUUGCAUAUGAUGAUUAGAUACCAGACAUAAUCUUGUAUAUUUUUUUUUGUAUUUUAAAAGACAAAAUCAAAGUAGUAUUUGAUUUAAAAUCUCCAAAGUAUUUGAUCAAACCAUCAAGACCUUUUUAUAUUAUGGUAGUCUUUUCUAAUACUGAUGCCAAUACUGUAUAAAAACAACACUUAAGUCAAGUUUCUUCCACAUGCUUAGGAUUGUGAUCUUAAUUUUAAAAAAAAAUAACACAUUGAAAUUAUAAAAUGUAAAUUUUAUCAUUUGUAUUCUGGAUAGAAUAUCUUUUUCUUAUUGCUCUUAUUGUAGUCCAAUGCUGCUUUUUAUGUAAAAAUCAUGAAAAAUGUCUGUUUAGCGAACUUUUAAACCAUAAUUUGGAGGUGGAGAGAAUGAAGUGAAAGAAGGCUGUGACGAAAUGACACAUUAUUUAUCUUGUGUAUUGUUGGAUCAUAUUCUCUUCUGUAGUUUCUUACACAUGUUGCAUUGUAAACAAAUUAAAUCUUGAUACAUUUUAUGUUAAAAUAAGAUUUAAAAGGUACAAUAUACUGCCAUUAUUACACCAAUUUUGAGUACAGUUUUAAAAACAUGUGCAAAUGGAAAGGUUGAAUUACUUGUGCCUUCCAGUUGUAAACAGUUGCUAGUUGUUAAAUUAGGUUGUAAAUGCAACUUAGUUAAUGUGAGAUCUCACACUCUCCACAUGAGUAAGUUUUGUUGUGGCUAAUGAAGUAUGUUGUGAUUUAAGGGGCGAAUGUUGGUUUAAUAAAUGUGUUUUGUUGCUGAUCAGAAGUCGAUUGCAUCCUGUCUUAUGAUCAAACUGAUAAAAAAGCUUUUAUUUUUAAUUGUAGUCGUCUUUUUUUUUCACCGUCUUUUCUGUAAUAAACUUAUUGUUGAAAAUGA